UCGCUUAGAGCGGUUUAUUUUCUCGACGAUAUUCUCAACCGAUUUCCCAGCCGGUGGUAUUAACUUGAUUAACUGGGACUUUAUUGUGACACUUUCUCCGAAUCGGCGCUCGUAAUCGAAGCGUGCAUAGCUAUAGAUAGAUAGUGUGUGUUGAGUGUUGUGUUUUGUGUGUUGGGAAAUUCCGGACCCACGAAAUGGCCACGCGAUUUAUGGAUAUAGUAAAGCUGACCUUUAAGGUCCUUAAAUUUAAGUAUGAGCAGCGGAAAUUGGCCACAGCUAUAUAUUCUGUGAUUAAGACAAAACUAGGACCAGUUCGCGGAGAGAAAAGGAACACAAUAUGGGGAGGAAGUUACUACAGUUUCGAAAAGAUUCCCUUCGCCAAGCCACCGCUGGGAGAGCUGCGUUUCAAAGCUCCGGAGGCAGUAGAUCCUUGGGAUAAAGAACUGGACUGCACCUCGGCGGCUGAGAAGCCUUUGCAGACACACAUGUUCUUCAGAAAGUUUGCAGGCUCUGAGGAUUGCCUCUACCUAAAUGUCUAUGCAAAAGAUUUGCAACCCAACAAACUGCGUCCUGUGAUGGUUUGGAUCUAUGGUGGUGGAUUUCAAGUGGGCGAAGCUUCUCGGGACAUGUAUAGUCCGGAUUUCUUCAUGUCCAAGGAUGUGGUCCUUGUCACCGUGGCCUAUCGACUCGGAGCUCUGGGUUUCCUCAGCCUGGAUGAUCCCCAGUUGGAUGUACCGGGCAAUGCGGGUCUCAAGGAUCAAAUCAUGGGCCUUCGUUGGGUGCAACAGAAUAUAGAGGCUUUCGGUGGAGAUCCCAAGAAUGUCACACUCUUUGGCGAGAGUGCAGGUGGAGCUUCAACCCACUUUCUUGCCUUAAGUCAUCAGACUGAAGGACUUAUCCACAAGGCAAUUGUGAUGUCGGGCAGUGUGUUGUGCCCUUGGACACAACCACCACGCAAUAAUUGGGCCUAUCGUCUGGCCCAGAAACUGGGAUACACGGGCGAUGACAAGGACAAGCCAAUCUUUGAGUUUUUAAAGUCAGUAGAUGGCGGAGAAAUUGUCAAGGCAUCUGCCACCAUACUGAGCAAUGAUGAGAAGCAUCAUCGAGUGCUCUUUGCCUUUGGACCUGUUAUGGAAUCAUAUAGAACGGAACACACAGUGAUAGACAAGCCAGCCUAUGAGUUAAUGCAGAAUCCUUGGAGCAAUCGGGUGCCCAUGAUGUUUGGAGGCACUAGCUUUGAGGGUUUGCUUUUCUAUCCAGAGGUCUCAAGACGUCCUGCCACCCUGGACGAGGUGGGCAACUGCAAGAACCUGUUACCCAAAGACCUAAGUCCAAAUUUGGAUAAAAAGCUGCGGGAGAACUACGGCCUGCAGCUGAAGAAGGCCUACUUUGGUGAAGAGUCCUGCAACCAGGCUAAUAUGAUGAAGUUCCUUGAACUUUGCUCCUACCGGGAGUUCUGGCAUCCCAUUUAUCGGGCUGCUCUGGCCCGAGUGCGGCAAUCAAGUGCCCCCACAUAUCUCUACCGCUUCGAUCAUGACUCCAAACUGUGUAACCCUAUCAGGAUUGUGCUCUGUGGUAACCAAAUGCGUGGAGUGUGUCAUGGAGACGACCUGGGUUACCUCUACCACAGCAUGUUGUCCCAUCAAUCUGCCCCAGAUUCACCAGAAUACAAAGUAAUCAAAGGCAUGGUUGAUGUAUGGACGAGUUUUGCCGCCAAUGGAGAUCCCAAUUGUGAGAGUAUUAAGGAUGUAAAGUUUGCUCCCCUCGAGGAUGAAAACGAUUUCAAGUGCCUGAAUAUAACUGAGCCUUUUAAGUAUAUCACGUUACCGGAAUUGAAGAAAAUCGAAACUGUGUGGAAUGGCUUCUAUGCCCCCAAUCAGCUGUAGUUGCAAUGCAUCUUAGUGAUUUGGCUGUCUCAAUUCCAUGAACUUGGGAUGGAUGAUCUUAAAUUGUGUAAAUAAGCUGUACAAAUGUUGUGGUUAUUUUAAGUUUGAGAUGAUAAUUGUUUAAUUUAAUAUAUUGUGUAUUUAGCUUGUAACCGUGAUAAAAAAAAAAAACAUAUGUGGUUUAAGUUCGAUUUUACAAAAGGUAAUAAAAUUAUGCUUUAAUUUUUUGUAUACAU
Messenger RNA from Drosophila serrata, 2122 nucleotides. It is a transcript of the gene alpha-Est10, whose product is annotated as alpha-Esterase-10. NCBI's taxonomy places the organism in Eukaryota, Metazoa, Arthropoda, Insecta, Diptera, Drosophilidae. The record is from RefSeq and is a predicted model, not a curated record.